Meyerozyma guilliermondii ATCC 6260 is the source of this 4503-nucleotide messenger RNA. It is a transcript of the gene IML1, whose product is annotated as Iml1p. Gene Ontology annotation, biological process: intracellular signal transduction; negative regulation of TORC1 signaling; positive regulation of autophagy. Bases 1 to 4503 code for a protein of 1500 amino acids. The transcript has a single exon. Gene Ontology annotation, cellular component: GATOR1 complex. Lineage: Eukaryota; Fungi; Ascomycota; Pichiomycetes; Serinales; Debaryomycetaceae. Gene Ontology annotation, molecular function: GTPase activator activity. The record is from RefSeq and is a predicted model, not a curated record.
AUGAUUCCCCCAAUUUUUGCAACAUUUUCAUGCACAGUGAAACCAAAUCCGCGCAGAACAUUUGAUCCUCAUAACUUAGCCAAAGUCAUGCAACAGCCUCGAAGGUUGAACAUGCAGCAUGCCUCGCUGCUGCUGCAUAGAUCCCCACGACUACACCCUCAUCGUAGCGUGUCUUCUGCAACGGCUUCGUCGAUUAGUACCAUGAAAAAACAAGUUGGAACCACCAUCACCAUCGGACGCAAGACCACUGAUUCACCAGAAUUGCUUCCUGAACCAACAAUUGACUACAUCAGCGUACCUGAAACCGAGGUACCAAAGCCAGACCGCCAGAUUGAACCGGUAGUUGUAACCGUGUGGUACCAUGAAGCUAGCACAUCUGUUGAAGAUGUCAUUUUCGAUUGUUCUUCCAUACCUGGGUUCAAUCCCGGAGAUAUAUGUCGCCUCGAGCCCAUUGGUCGACAUAAGAAGCCCCAGCGACGGCUUGUGUUCACAAUUCCUCGAACGUCACUGUCCGCAAAAGAGUCCAAGCCGAAUACAUCGCUGACACAAAAUGCACCAUUUACCAAAAAACCACCAUCUCAAAUAUCGCUCCUUUCAAACCCAUUGCAGAAACUCUUGGAUCUUCCUCCUCGGGCACUCAUGCAAAUCUGCAAGCUCUCAGAUACCUCGGGUGUGGUUGCGGAGACGGUUGAGGUGUACCUCAAAGACAUCAAUCUCUCACGAGACUCAAUGUGGAACCUCUCAGCAACGUUGGUGAACACUUGUGUGUUUGUAGACAAAAGACUUUCUUACUUGGAAACGAGAUGUGGAACCAUUCGAGCCAUUUACAGAAACGGAAAGAAACAGGCAUCUGGUUAUAUCAACGAUCAAACCCGGAUAGUGUUCCGUUCUGAAGGUGCCCACAUGACAUUUUUGGUUCAGAUCUCGAGGGAGAUGUGGCACUUUGAGGAAAAUGGCGAAAUCAUGUUUCACAAAUUGGUCAAUUCACUUUUCCCCAAACUAUUUCGCAAAUGGAGAUCCAAUGCUGAUCACCAUUCCAUCUCAAUUGUAUUGUUCACCAGUGUGGAUCUCACAAAUAUUCCCUGGGUAUCCUUGGGACAAGGAGAACGGCCCAGUGACCGCAGAGACUAUUUUCGGGUGGUGGUGGAUACCGUCAACGUCAAUCAAUGGGACAGAAUAAUGGGAAAUUUGAGAAUUGAAUUUGCAAAUUUUAAAAGAGAUAUUAUGCUCCACAAGACUGAAGACAGCAGAAAGUAUAUCAUGGAGGGCCAGUCCCUCCCAGCGGUAAAGGGAAAUGUUCUCGAGGCUAUUAAUUUGGGAAUAGUUCACAUCUCUGACAGGUUUAGAGAUACGGAUUUGAAACACACCAACAACAACUUGAUACUUAUAACCCCAGGAACUGGAGUGUUUGACGUUGAAUACGAUUUGCUUUUACAAACAAGCAGAAAAAUGAUGAAUUUGGACUGUGCUCUCGACAUAGUUAGUCUCAGCCAGCCGCCUUUGCAUAUAGUUCCACUUUUCAGGUUUAAAAACCCAAACAAAGACGGCUCUGUUUCUCAAUGUGUUCCCCAUUGGUGUGAUAUUUCCUUCUUUGGAGAGUCGUCUGACUUUACCAAUCAUUGGAUUCCUCGGUGCAAGAUAUACGAACUUCAGAUGAUGGGAGUUAUGGAAAACGAAGUCAAUGAUGCCAAGGUGCCUCGUCUCAGUGUGGAAAGAGAUAUACGUUCCAUUAGCGAGGCUAUGGAUAGGUACGAUUUGGGAGUCUUUAAGACAAAUGUUACCAAAGAUGAAACUUCCAAGGAAGAAACUCCUUCAUUAAAAUUACCCAGACCGGUAGAUGCCAAUGCUACGCUUUCUCUCAUAGGCAGCAAAUCGGUGGCUUUGGGCACGAGAGCUUCUACGGCCAAAUUCGAUGCCACAACCACCAAUUCUAGCGUUUUGGGUACCGUCGCACAGGGCGGUGUUGAAGCUUCGGCGCUUAAUUCCUUGUACUAUUUGAAUCGGGUUCCCGAUUUGAAACACCCGUUGAAACAAGCACCUUCUGUUCGUUCGAUGAAAAGCGUUUCCAGCAAAUUGAACUUGGAACCUGUCAAAAAUUUGGCUGCGAAAAACGAAAAAAGUCAGCACAUUAUACCUUCACGACCCAAAAAGACUGCAAAUGAUGUAGAAAGCCGUCAGUCGUCUCCACACGAGAGUCUGCUCCGAUCUUCGUUAGAGUUCAAGGGCAAAGAAUUGGCCCAGUGGAGAGACUCUGGUGAAAAAUUCGAGGCAACGGAAAAUGCGUCGGGUCGAAACCAACCAUAUUUGUCCAGAAUGGAACGAUUGGACUACUGGACAGAGAUCAAGAACCCGUCACAAGAGCUGCAUUUUGACAUUGUUGAGUUUUUACGUCAAAGUCGCUGGAAAAACGUUUUUCCUCACGGUGUCAAACGAAGACAAAUCAACUGGAAAUCUCUACAAGCGCCUGCUCUGCUUCCAUUAACCACCGAUUCUUUUCCCACCACCUCACAGCUUGAAGAAGAGUACACCUUCCAGCUCUAUACUGUUUUACUCAACUGGGAAAAUCUGAACCACAUCGACUCCAAUUACCUCUUGAUGCACGAAAUGAUAAAUUUAAGGUUACGCUUAGGAUUCCAGAUAUGUUACGGAGACCAUGUGCAGCAAGUAGAGACGGCCAGAGGUGGAAAUCCCGACAAAAUUCUCAAAUAUUACCCUCAAGGAAACUGUAUCGACACCAGAAUAUAUCUCCAGUUGGACGACCAAAUCCACCGGAUUCUCUGCGAUGUCAAUGGGCAUUUACACAUUCAUUUGUACCACAAACGAAAGAAUGAAACCAAUCAUAUAAGGCUAGGAUAUCACGACUUUCGAGCUCAAGACUAUAAGCCAUUAAUUAGGACCAGAUACGCUGACGAUUUCUCACCUUCAUUGGUCAAUUUCAUCAACACCGAACCACCAAGUUUUAAUUGGAACCAAUUUGACCAGCUUCUUGCGGGGUACGACGAUGCUAUGCCUCAAGAAAUGAAGCGAUUCCACAGGAUGAAGUUUGUGGUAAUGCCGUCAGACAUUCCCAAAAAUGCUUACUAUAUCUCAAAUGAAAAAUUAACCGAAGAAGAGAUCCGAGUCGAAGGGCUUCGGAAACUCAUAGCGCUUAUUGAAAAAGGACGAGUUAUCGAUUCAGCAGACAAACAGCCUCGUGGGAAGGAAGAAAUUUUACCAGAGAUCAAUUUUUACACGGGAAAUUUGUACGAUUAUCUCAGUGGACAUAUAGAACUCAAUGAGUAUAGCGGAGCCAGGAAAUUGGUGGUGAAAGGCUUGAAUAAGUCCACUGAUCUCGUCUACCUUGCAGAGCUUUUACAGGGAAGCAAUGGGCUUAAUUUGGUGGAUCGAACAUGGCACUUUACUACACAUCCAUACUGUUUUUUGGGAAGUCAACUUGUUUCGUGGUUGAUCGAAAAUUUGGACGAUAUCGAUAGUAGAGAAGAAGGUACCAAAUUUGGGCAGGAAAUGAUGAAAAAUGGGGUGUUCAAGCAUGUGCAAAACAGGCACAGUUUCUUAGAUGGAUACUAUUUCUACGAGUUUGAGGAUGGGUACGUAGACCAUUCUUCAAGAGCCGCCAGCAGCAACAAGUCGUGGUUUAAAAAGAAGCCUUCUACACCCACCGAGUCCAGAAAAAGUUCAGUUUCUGCCGACCCAAAGUCACCUCAUACAAAUUCCGGACAGGAAAACAGUAGUGAAAAACCACCUACCACAAAGUUCGUUUUGAGUCGAUGUGUGGACUUCAAUGUGGAUCCUCUCAACCGUUCUUUCAGACCAGAAAUUAUCAAAGUUCACUACGAUAGAGUCCACAAUCCAGAGCACUGCUACCAUAUAAGAUUGCAAUGGCUAAACACCACAGCCAGGCUCAUUGACGAUACUAUUACUAACUGGUCAAGACUCUGUGAGCGCCAUGGACUCAAAUUGGUGGAGCUUCCGUGGAAAGAAAUUCGAACCUUUCCCAAAGUUGCACCACUUCACUCUUUCGUGGACCUCAGAUUGGCUAUAAAUCCAUGGACAGAACAAGAGUUUUCCCACGAACAUAUACUCCAGAACAACAAGUUUUACUACCAUGUGUUUCUCCUCAAGAAAUGUGACUUUUUCCUCGACAACCGGUCGGCUUUAUUCUUUCUGAAAGAGCAGGUAGAAAUCACGUACAGUUGGGGAAACCCAUCUUUCAAGUAUGCUCAGUAUGUUCAUAAGACAGGAUCUUAUAUUGUUGAGCUCCGAGACAACGGAGACUUGUUCUUGGCACCAAACAAUAUCCACUUGGCGAGAUUGAACUCCAUACUGAGUACCAUGCCCGAUUCUGAUGCGCACAUAAAAUAUCAGACUCUAGAUGCCCAGAAAGUGAUGAUGACGUUUCGUGCUACAUGUACCAACAGUAACAGACUUCGAAUGAUAUUCAAAGAGGCGCUCACUGCGUGGAACGAGGAAUACUCAGCGGGAACGUUGCCCGUAGAUAUUUAG